Molecule: messenger RNA, 1883 nt
Organism: Eubalaena glacialis (North Atlantic right whale)
Lineage: Eukaryota; Metazoa; Chordata; Mammalia; Artiodactyla; Balaenidae
Gene: CFAP184
Product: coiled-coil domain containing 96
Exons: 1
Coding region: 91-1800 (569 amino acids)
Biological process (GO): cilium assembly
Cellular component (GO): ciliary basal body; axoneme
Source: RefSeq, a predicted model, not a curated record
UCGCCCGGCCCACCGCGCGCGCCCCUGGUUGCCCCUGGAAACUUAACAGCCUGCAGUCGGGGUCCGCGGCGCCGGCUCGGCGGGAGGGAGAUGGACGACUGCUCCGACCACACUGGCGACCCCGAGAAGGAAGAUGGAGAUGUGGAGAGCCUGGCCUCACGGCUGUCCGGGAUCAAAACCAGCUCUGGCCCCCAGUCCCCGGCCGAACCCGCGGAGCCGGAGCCGGAGGCCGUAGAGGCUUCAGAGGAAGGCGCCGAGCCGGCCGAGUCCCAGGAACGGCCGGCGGCCACCGAGGUUGCUGGCGAGAAGGCGCCCGGAGAGCCGGAGUGGCCGGCCGAGGCCGAGGCGGAGGCCGAGCCAGGGGACCUGGCGGAGGCCGGGCGUGAGGAGCCAGCCAAGCCGGAGCCCGAAGGCGACCCCGAGGAACCAGAGAAGGAGGAGUGGGAGGAGGAGGAGUGGGAGGAGGAGUGGGAGGAGGAGGAGGACGAGGACGAGGACGAGGAGGAGGCGGACGAGGACGAGGAGGAGGCGGAGGUGGCGGCGGAGCCGAGGAGGAAGGAAAUCCCGUCGCAGGUCUCUCUGCAGCAGGUCACGGCCGGCAAGGAAGAGGCUGCGCCAGACCGAGAGGCUGAGCGGGAAGGACAGCUGGCGGAGGAAGGAGAAGAGAGCGAGGAGAGCGAGAAGCAGCUUGUGCAAGGAGGCCUGGGGAAGACCGAGGACGAGCUGGGGGAUUUGGACGAGGGGCUAGAGCUUGGGAGUUGCGAUUGGACUGAGGAGGUGCAGACGCAGCAGGAGCAGCAGCUGCGCGCCGAGCUCCUGGAACAGUACCGCUCCCUGAUGGUGGCGCGAGGCCGCUACCAGCGCUACAACAUCUACCUGCAGCACAAGAUCCUCGAGGCGCUGCGCAAGAAGAAGGGCCUGGAUGCAGCCGAGGUGCCCGAGAAGGGCGCGGAGCCUGAGGCCCCCGAGAAAGAGCAAGCAUACCUACGCCAUCUGGCCAUGCUGGAGGAUCUGAGGAAGCAGGAGUCAGAUGACCUGCGCUGGUACCACCGCGAGCUGGACCAGCUGAAGCAGCAGUGCAAAGAGAAGCUCUCCCGGGCGGAGAAGGAAUGGCGACGCUUGCAGGCACUCAAGAAGCAGGUGGUGAUGCAGGCCAUGGGCAGCUGUCGGACGAGGGGUGGUCGCCAGGCCGCUCUGCGAGAGGUGGAGCAGAUCCAGGCGUUGGAGGAUAAGAAGGAGAAGGAGAUAAGCGCCGUGAGGCUAGAGAACGUGCAGCUGAAGCAGAGUUUGGUGCAUUUUGAGAACAGGAUGAGGGCCCAGGAGGACCUGACAGAGGGCCUGCUCCUGAUAGAUUUUGAACAGCUUAAGAUUGAGAACCAGACCUUCAAUGAGAAAGUCGAGGAGCGAAAUGAGGAGCUUUUGAAACUGCGCAGCAAGGUAACCAACAAUGUGCAAAUAAUAACCCAUGUGAAGGAAAAGUUACACUUUGUGGUCAUAGAAAAUGCGUGUAAAAAGUCAGAGCUUAUGGAGAUUGAGGCUCAGGUGGCCCUAAAGAGGGACAUCUUGACCAAGACUAAGCAAGCCCGAGACAGCCUGCGGAUUGACAACAUCAAGCUGAAUCAGAAGUGUGGGCUUCUGGGCAAGGAAGCACUCCUUCGGGACAUGGAAGAGAAGGUGGACAGGACUGAAGAGCUCAACCAGCGCUUGGAAGCCCUGAAGCACCAUCACGCUGGGCUUAUUCUGUCCUGCAGAGGCGUGAAGCAGAAGAUCAGGGAGGCCAAAGCCUUUCUGCCUUCUUGAUGGGAAGAGUCAGCAGAACGUCUUCAAUCUCAGCAAACUUCAUCCUUCGUUAACUCUUAUUCUCCAUUUCUUGCCAUUCUUAC